UCUUAACAAUUUUCUUCCUUUUCCCGCUGCUUAUCUCAUGCGACAUGUCUUACGACUCUUACGCUGAUACUAGAAAUCCUGACUCCGACCGGGGUCGUGACGAGCAAAAUGGUCCACCAGGAAUGGAACAGGACGGAGAUAUCGAGACUAACUGGAACGAAGUUGUUGACAAAUUUGAUAACAUGGGCCUGAAAGAAAAUUUACUCCGAGGCAUCUAUGCUUACGGGUUUGAAAAACCUUCAGCAAUUCAACAGAGAGCUAUCAUACCUUGUUGUAAAGGACUUGAUGUUAUUGCACAAGCCCAGUCUGGUACUGGAAAAACAGCCACAUUCUCCAUUUCAAUCUUGCAGCAGAUUGAUGUGUCUUUACUGGAAUGUCAGGCUCUUGUGUUGGCACCAACCAGGGAGUUAGCACAGCAGAUUCAAAAGGUUGUAGUUGCCCUUGGUGAUUACAUGGAUGCCAGAUGCCAUGCCUGUAUUGGUGGAACCAGUGUCCAUGAAGACAUUGUGGCUUUAAAAGAUAAAAGCAAAGGUGUGCACUCUGUUGUUGGAACUCCUGGCAGAGUGUUUGACUUGAUCAACAGAAGUCACCUGAAUACAGACAAAAUCAAAAUAUUUGUCUUAGAUGAGGCUGAUGAAAUGUUGUCAAGAGGAUUUAAAGAUCAGAUAUAUGAUAUUUUUAGGAAAUUGCCCACUAGUGUGCAGGUUAUUUUGCUAUCAGCAACAAUGCCCAGAGAUGUGUUGGAUGUGACUUGUAAAUUCAUGCGUGAUCCAAUCAGAAUCUUAGUGAAGAAAGAAGAGUUGACCCUUGAAGGUAUCAAGCAGUUUUUUGUCCUGGUGGAAAAAGAAGAGUGGAAGCUUGAAACACUUUGUGACUUGUAUGAGACACUGACAAUCACCCAGGCUGUGAUUUUCCUCAACACGAGAAGGAAAGUUGAUUGGCUGCAACAGAGGAUGAGUGAGAAGGAUUUUACUGUCUCCUCUAUGCAUGGUGACAUGGACCAGAAGGAGAGAGAUGUGAUCAUGAAGGAGUUCCGUUCUGGUUCUAGUCGAGUGCUUAUCACCACAGACUUGUUGGCACGCGGUAUUGAUGUACAGCAAGUCUCGUUGGUUAUCAACUAUGACUUGCCUGGAAACCGUGAGAACUAUAUUCAUAGGAUUGGUCGUGGCGGCCGUUUUGGUCGUAAAGGCGUCGCCAUCAACUUUGUGACCAAUGAAGAUAUUCGUACAUUACGCGAUAUUGAAACAUUCUACAACACACAGAUUGAAGAAAUGCCAAUGAAUGUGGCCGAUCUUAUCUGAGAUGCCCAGUCGUCAUUUAAUGCAACUAACAAAUUGAAUAACAGCGCUUUGCUCAAACAAAAGAAGGAAAAAAAUCGCAAAAGUCUCAAACCAAAAAAAGUAAUGAUCACCAUAUCGUACUGACCAGAAAGGUGCGAAACCUCCGGAUAUGUCAUAUUAAAUAAAACUUAUUGGUUUUCAACGAA
This is a messenger RNA of Pocillopora verrucosa, 1486 nucleotides long. RefSeq names its product eukaryotic initiation factor 4A-I-like. Gene Ontology annotation, molecular function: RNA binding; RNA helicase activity; ATP binding. NCBI's taxonomy places the organism in Eukaryota, Metazoa, Cnidaria, Anthozoa, Scleractinia, Pocilloporidae. The record is from RefSeq and is a predicted model, not a curated record.